AUGGCCGAUGCAGCGACGGGCUCGACGGCGAACGAGGAGGAACCCGUCGAGGACAUUGACCCUGGCUACUGGGAUGACGAGGAUGACGCACAAACACAAACCACAUCCCUGUAUUCUGCCUUGUUAGAACAUGUCUAUGAGAACGGAAGAACAUACCACGGCUACCGCUCCGGAACGUACUGGGGUCCGAACGACGACCAAGCCAACAACAACCUCGACCUAUUCCACCACAUCUUCAACCUGACGCUGAAAGGGCAACUCACGCUCGCGCCGAUCGGCGACACUCCUCAACGGGUGCUGGACCUGGGCACCGGCACCGGCAUUUGGGCCAUGGACUUUGCCGACCGGUACCCGUCGGCCACGGUGGUUGGCACCGACCUGUCGGCCAUCCAACCACAGUGGGUGCCGCCGAACGUGCAGUUCGAGAUUGACGACUUCUCCCAGCCGUGGACGUUCAAGAAGGACUGGUUCGACUUCAUCCACGCCCGUUGCCUGUACGGCUGCAUCGCCGACUACCCGACCUUCUACGCCCAGGUCCUCACCCACCUGCAGCCAGGAGCGUGGUUCGAGCAGGUCGAGAUCAGUGUCGUCUCACGCUCCGACGACGGCUCCACCGACGGCACCUACCUCGAACGCUGGAGCGAGCUCGCCCUCGAGGCCGGUGACCGCAUCGGCAAGACCUUUCGCAUCGCCGACGAGCUGGAGGAGCGCAUGGUCCGAUCCGGCUUCGCCAAUGUCAGGUGUCACCGCUUUAGAUGGCCGAUUGGCCCGUGGCCCAAGGAUCCCAAGUUGAAGGAGAUCGGCGCCUACAACAGGCUGGCGUGUGAGGAAGGCAUUGAUGGCUGGGCGUUGCGGCCCUUGACGCAGGUCCUGGACUGGUCCAUCGAAGAAGUUCAAGUCCUAUGUGCGCACCUCCGCCGUGACUUUCGUGACAAGCACAUCCAUGCCUAUCAAUAUAUGUGA
Molecule: messenger RNA, 963 nt
Organism: Capronia epimyces CBS 606.96
Lineage: Eukaryota; Fungi; Ascomycota; Eurotiomycetes; Chaetothyriales; Herpotrichiellaceae
Exons: 3
Coding region: 1-963 (320 amino acids)
Molecular function (GO): methyltransferase activity
Source: RefSeq, a predicted model, not a curated record